Molecule: messenger RNA, 877 nt
Organism: Pseudomassariella vexata
Lineage: Eukaryota; Fungi; Ascomycota; Sordariomycetes; Amphisphaeriales; Pseudomassariaceae
Exons: 3
Coding region: 295-759 (154 amino acids)
Source: RefSeq, a predicted model, not a curated record
UGAUACCUCGACGUCGCUCUAUUCCCAUGUAAAUUGCAUGUGUAUAUUAAAUGAAUCGUAAAGUUGGUGACUCCGUGGAAAAUCUCUCCGGGGAAACAUUUUCGUGGGCCCAUGGCGAAUCCCCUCCCCCUAUCGACGUAACUCGGCGUGUGCAGUCUAGCUAGUUCACUCAUAAGUCGAGGAAGUAGACGCCCCUGACGAUUGUUUCUACCUGAAGUCAAUCGCGAAGUUGCCAACCAGUUGUCAAGUUUUUCACUUUGCAACAGCUGCUGAGAAGGCUUUACGAUAUUCAAUAUGCGCUCCCCCCGGGCUCUGCUUGUCUUCGCUGUCUUCGCUGCCACAGCGGCAGCCAAACCCGAGAAAAUUCGAGCUGUCCAGGACCCUAUCUUCCAUUGCUACCUACAGGCCUUCCCUAAUGACCCCACCAUCGCCGUCAUGGGCCCAGAGGCGAGCAGCGAGUACUUCAACAUCGCCGACUCGAUCCAGAGCACCAACACGAGCGCGUACCUGAACAUCGGGAGCGAUACGAUGAGCUAUAAGACGCUUACCUUUGGGAAUACGUCGAGCUCGAGUGUGUGGGCCCUCGAGGGGGAUACGAUUAUUACGAAGACGAGUAGUAGCUUUGGGAGACAACUCAACUUCUUGGCUUGCGAGUUGGAUGGAAACUACUGGCAGAUAUACCUACAAACGGGAAGUGCUACGCCCAGUGACAAGAAUUGCAGCAAUUACCAGUCGUUGCAUCUGCCGUGUCUGUGCUGAGAUACAGGGACCGAGCGGUAGUUUGGAAUGAGAAAUUGGUUCGUUGACAAGAAGAUAGCAGUCAUUGCUGCACGAUUUGAACAAACUUCACACUGCCGUGGAGCAACUCAACAACCAG